Molecule: messenger RNA, 725 nt
Organism: Pocillopora damicornis (cauliflower coral)
Lineage: Eukaryota; Metazoa; Cnidaria; Anthozoa; Scleractinia; Pocilloporidae
Product: voltage-gated hydrogen channel 1
Biological process (GO): proton transmembrane transport
Cellular component (GO): plasma membrane
Molecular function (GO): voltage-gated proton channel activity
Source: RefSeq, a predicted model, not a curated record
AUGAAUGCGCUUUUCAUUUUUACUUGUUGUCCCUUUUCAAGUGUCCUUCGUCACUCAUUGGCUAAAAUGUUGACAGGGGUCACGUGGCAAGUCAAUAUAGUCGUCCUGGUCUUGAUUGAAGUGAUCAUCAACCUCGUCCUCAUGCUGAUGGAAUUUAAUGUUAUCAAAGACGAAACUCACGUGUCCCGGUAUCUGCUUCAUUUUGUUGGCUUGUCCAUCCUCGCCAUCUUCGUGUUUGAGGUUUUUCUCAAGUUUUAUGCAAUGGGAUGUGAGUACUUUAUGAAAGAGAAACUGGAGUUAUUUGAUGCAUUUAUCGUGGUAUCGGCGUUUGUAAUCGAAAUAGUGUUAAGCGUCAUCCGUGCAAAGAAGGCAUGGAAAGGCUUUGCUUUCAUCAUAGUUCUUCGGUUGUGGAGAGUUUUAAGGGUCAUUGUCAUGGUAUUCACCUUCAAAGAGGAAUUGUAUGAGUUGAUUGAAGAUGACGUCGACGCUCCCAAACAAGAAAUCAAAGACGAGGAAAACAAAGAGGCUGGGAAAAGUAAAGAUGAACCAAAACACUGAGGAGUUACAAUUGAAUUCAAACGGAAAAAAGUUGAAAAUAUAAGUGAAAUAAACUUUCGCACUGCUACCGAUUACCUUUGGGUGCUUUUCAAUCAAUUGCUGUAAUACAGCCUGCUCCGUGUGUUCAAUUGGUAAAACGAAGCGAAAUAAUAAACGGCGCAAUAGUA